This is a messenger RNA of Calliphora vicina (urban bluebottle blowfly), 2696 nucleotides long. It is a transcript of the gene Atg9, whose product is annotated as autophagy-related protein 9. Bases 110 to 2551 code for a protein of 813 amino acids. The record is from RefSeq and is a predicted model, not a curated record. NCBI's taxonomy places the organism in Eukaryota, Metazoa, Arthropoda, Insecta, Diptera, Calliphoridae. The transcript has a single exon. Gene Ontology annotation, biological process: nucleophagy; protein localization to phagophore assembly site; autophagy of mitochondrion. Gene Ontology annotation, cellular component: autophagosome; phagophore assembly site.
UCUUCUGUGUGUUUAUAUUAUAUUUUUUCUAGCUAUAAAGAAGGUCAAACAAAGCAAUUUAGAAUUCUAUACAACAAAACAAGAAUAAAGUUAAUAAAAAAUAAUUCUCAUGGCCAGUGGUUCAAAAAAUAUAAAUUAUAAGACAUUGAGCGACGAAGAAAACAAAGUUCUUAUACACGAACAUCAUCUGCAGCAGCAGCAGAACGAUAACGAAGCAACGAACAAUGAUGAGGACACUCCUCGAAAUAGUGGUGUUCUUUUGCACACAGUACCCGAAAUAAAUCGAUCACGAUGGAAUCAUAUCGAGGAUUUAGAUUCGUUUUUUACACGCAUGUAUCACUACCAUCAGAAGCAUGGCUUUGUGAUAAUUGUUUUGGAUGAGAUAUUCCAGCUCGUGCAAUUCGCCUUUGUUAUUUGGCUCAUCACAUUUACUGUGCAUUGUAUUAAUCAUGAUAUACUCUUUGGCAACGAGUUGCCAGCAGACAAUCAUACGAAAAUUUCAAUAGCUGAUGUAAUAAUACCAAUGGAUAAGUGCGUAGAUAAUUUUGGAGGUCUCACAGUAUUGGUGCUGUUUAUUGCGUCGAUUUAUUUAUUAAUACGCAGUGUCAAAGUGUUGUAUCACCUGUGCCAAUAUUGGGACAUUAAGAAAUUCUACAAUACUGCUUUGCACAUCGACGAUGGUAAUUUGGAUAAUAUUACUUGGCACGAGAUCAAAAAGAAGGUCCGGGAGGUGCAGGCCGAACAGCAUAUGUGCAUUGAUAAAGAUCAUUUGACUGAUUUGGAUAUUUAUCAUCGUAUAUUGAGAUUUAAAAAUUAUUUAGUAGCAUUAAUGAAUAAAAAUCUGCUGCCAGUACGUUUCACGGUGCCAUUAUGUGGGGAGGUGGUUAUGCUUUCAAGAGGAUUGCUAUUCAACAUUGAUUUGAUACUGUUUCGCAGUCCAGGAUCACCAUUCCAAAACAACUGGCAACUAAGAGAUGACUACUCAAUAAGAGGCAACCAAGUAGAGCUGGCAAAAAGGUUGUCGAAUCUUAUUUUCUGGAUAGCAAUAGCUAACUUUCUAUUAUCACCACUGAUAUUUGUAUGGCAAUUAAUAUACUUUUCUUUCACCUAUGCCAAUGUAUUGAAGAAGGAACCCGGGGCUCUGGGUAUGCGUACUUGGUCCAACUAUGGCCGUUUAUACUUGAGGCAUUUCAAUGAAUUGGAUCAUGAACUGGAUGCUCGUCUGAAUCGAUCUUACGAAUAUGCCAAUCGUUACUUAAAUUCAUUUUCUUCGCCUCUAAUGGCAGUAUUAGCCAAAAAUAUAUUAUUUAUAUCGGGAGGUUUACUGCUGCUCCUCCUCGCUUUAGGCAUAUACGAUGAAUAUGUAUUUCAAGUGGAACAUAUGCUGACAAUAAUCACUGUACUUUCGGUGAUCGGUUUAAUAUGCCGUAAUAUGAUACCGGAUGAAAAUCUGAUUUGGUGUCCCGAGCAACUAAUGACUGCCAUUUUAGCUCAUGUUCAUUAUUUACCCAGCAAUUGGAAAAAUCAGGCGCACACUUCAUUGGUGCAAAAAGAGUUUGGCAACUUCUUUCAGUUUAAGGCUUCCUAUUUCCUCAACGAAAUUAUUAGUCCUCUUAUAACGCCCUUCCAACUUUUAUUUGUAUUUCGCCCGAAAGCCCUGGAGAUAGUGAAAUUCUUUAGAAGUUUUACCGUGUCUGUCAGAGGUGUAGGCAAUGUGUGCUCUUUUGCCCAAAUGGACGUUCGUAAGCAUGGCAAUCCAGAAUGGCAAAUGGAUAUAUCUGCAACCUCGCUUCAUCAAUCCGAGAAUAUGGCCGCAGCCACCACAAAUGGCAAAACAGAACUGUCUUUGUUGCACUUCACGCUAACCAAUCCCGAAUGGCAAAUGCCGCCCGAAGCUCUGGACUUCGUUAAGGCUGUGCGACAAACCGCUUUAACUGAUUUAAGCAAAGCUGCCGCUGUAGGUGGUGUAGCAGUCACCAAACAAAAGAGGGAUUUUGCCAAUCUGAAUCCAUUAACUGAAAGUCUUCUUUCAUUUGGAACCAUACAGGAUGAAUACUCGUCUGUAGCCAAGUCUCUACUGUUCCGACACAAUGCUCAAAUUCCCAAGAACUCCGAAGGCGAACAAACAGCCGGCCAACAGUGUCAAUGCUAUUUUGAACAAAUGCUACAACAGAGUCUGGGGGCGGCUGACCACUCGCAUUUAACGGACCAUCUUCCUGCACCCUCAAAGAAAAUGAAAAGAUUGCGUGUAUCAAAGCUAGAAGGCAGCUUAGAUGGUCCUUCACAACAGCAAUCUCUUAUUUAUAGUCUUUAUGGCCCCGAUUCGUUGUGGGACAAUAAACCGAACGAUCUGACGGUGGCCGAUAUGUGUUUGAGUGCACUAUAUAUGCAUGAAAUUCAUCACAAAGCUAAGAAGUCGCCUAGUGGUGAUCAUUGUACUGAAAUUGUAGAGGAAGGCAAUAACAGACCUCGUAAUGUCGUCUUUACCGAUACAAUAGUGACAUCCUCGUCAGCUGUGGAGACUACGCCAUUAUUGGGUCUACAGUCAUAGCAUCAACUUAAUUGGUUAUAAAAUUAUUAAGAAUUUAGUUUUGUCCUGGGAGGUAGAGAGAGAGCAAGAGAGCACCAGAAAAAAAUGUGUAAAAAAAUGAAAUCAAAAUCUUACAAUAAUAAAAAAAUGUGUUUAAAAAUUUAAA